CCUUCUGACUGUGGCACAUGUAACCGGUUUACUGCUUAAUUCAUUCUUUUACUUUGUCUUCAAAUCCUACCAUAGUUACAAGAAAAACAAUGCUGCUUCCUUUUAGAAAAGUAUUGCUUGCCGGGAUACGGAGACAUAACUGUCGUCUCUUUUCCGCCUCUCAAAACAAUUGGAAUGCCAAAAAAGGUUUGGUCCUUGGUGUUUAUGAAAAAGAAAAAGACGAUGACAACUUACGUUGGACGGAAGCCGCAGCGGCGUUUGACAGAUCUGUGUCGGGGAAACUCAGUGAGAUGCUGUCAAUAUCUGGGCCACCUUUAAAAAAAGGAAAAAGCAGAAUAUUUUACGGACUUCAUCAGGAUUUUCAGAGUGUGGUGGUAGUUGGUCUGGGUAAACGUGGACUGGGUGUGUGUGGUAAAGAAAACUGGGACAGCUGUAAAGAGAACCUGAGAGCGGCCGUGUCCACUGGCUGCAGGAAUCUGCAGGACCUGGAGCUAGAGGUGGUGGAGGUUGACCCCUGCGGUGACGGCCAGGCGGCAGCAGAGGGCGCUGUGUUGGGUCUGUUUGAAUAUGAUGAGCUGAAGAGCAAGAAAAAGACUAAAGUUACGCCUAAGCUCCACGGCAGCUCUGACUUGGCGGCUUGGGAGAAAGGCGUGUUGUAUGCGGAAGGGCAGAACCUGGCCAGAAGAUUGAUGGAAGCUCCAGCCAAUCACGUGACACCCACUGUUUUUGCUGACACCAUUGAACAGAGUCUUGCGCCUUACUCAGACAGAAUGACUGUCCAUAAGAGACCUCAGUCCUGGAUAGAGAGCCAGAACAUGGGAGCGUUUCUUAGUGUUUCUAAAGGCUCAGAGGAGCCCCCUGUCUUCCUGGAGCUGCAUUACAAUGGCAGUGCUGAUUCUAACCAAGCCCCCCUGCUGUUGGUGGGCAAAGGGAUCACCUUUGACAGUGGUGGAAUCUCCCUUAAGCCCUCAUCAGGAAUGGAUGCUAUGAGGGCAGACAUGGGCGGGGCUGCCACCGUGUGUUCCGCCAUCGUCACGGCAGCAGCUCUUAAACUGCCAGUCAACAUCAUAGGUUUGGCUCCUCUGUGUGAGAACAUGCCCAGCGGGAAAGCCAACAAACCCGGAGACGUGGUCCGAGCCAGGAACGGGAAAACCAUCCAGGUGGAUAACACAGACGCAGAGGGGAGGCUCAUUCUAGCCGACGCCCUGUGUUACGCUCACACUUUUAACCCCAGAGCCAUUGUUAACGCGGCCACACUCACAGGUGCUAUGGAUGUGGCUUUAGGCUCUGCUGCUGCAGGAGUGUUCACUAACUCAGACUGGCUGUGGGAGAAACUGCAUGAGGCGAGCGUUGUCACGGGCGACAGGGUGUGGAGAAUGCCACUGUUCCAGCACUACACUAAACAGGUCACAGAGUGCGCACUGGCCGACCUCAACAACAUCGGCAAAUACAGCCGUUCGGGCGGAGCCUGCACCGCCGCCGCUUUCCUGAAGGAGUUUGUGACGGCCGCUCACUGGGCUCAUUUGGAUAUCGCCGGAGUGAUGUCCAAUAAGGACGAGGUUCCGUACCUACGGAAGGGAAUGUCCGGCCGGCCCACCCGCACGCUGGUGGAGUUCGCUGCCGGCCUGGCCUCUGGCAACUAGAGGUCACCCAUCAGUGACCUUUGACCUUAGAUAACAUUAAGUUUCAGGGUGGCUAGAAUUCUGGAUUGCAGGUAUUCAGAUUUUUUCUUACACACAGGAAGUCGGACCUGUGCUAAAAAGAUCCAAAAGCAGCGCUUUUUCGGCUACGCUUGUAGCUGUUCUCUAGCAACAAAUGACAUGACGUUCUCUGAAAGACCCACAGAAUACGGUUCACGCAACCAGCCAGUCAACAGGACCAGCGUUUUUAUUAAUCAAACCAUUCUCUCUCAUCAUACUGGUUUCUGUCUGUGUGCUGGUGAACACUUUAAAUCUACUCCCCCCCCCCCCCCCCCCCC
Molecule: messenger RNA, 1978 nt
Organism: Chanos chanos (milkfish)
Lineage: Eukaryota; Metazoa; Chordata; Actinopteri; Gonorynchiformes; Chanidae
Gene: lap3
Product: leucine aminopeptidase 3
Exons: 13
Coding region: 90-1643 (517 amino acids)
Biological process (GO): proteolysis
Cellular component (GO): cytoplasm
Molecular function (GO): manganese ion binding; metalloaminopeptidase activity
Source: RefSeq, a predicted model, not a curated record